Molecule: messenger RNA, 1158 nt
Organism: Symbiodinium necroappetens
Lineage: Eukaryota; Dinophyceae; Suessiales; Symbiodiniaceae
Source: the annotation of a GenBank genome assembly
AUGUCGGCUUCCAACUCUCGCUCCCAGGAUGUAGUGGCGAAGAUCAUGGACGAGGACUUGCGGGACUUGGCAGCCAGGGAGCAGAAGAAGAAGGAGGCCAACCGAAUCCUGGCAGAGUACCACCAGGCCCUCUUGGACCGCCGACGCGAGGACGAGAAGCAGCAGGUGGAGGAAGACCAGCGAAUCGAAGCCUAUGCAAGGGAGAAGCGAUCACGUGAGGAGCAAGUGGCGAAAGAGAAGCGGGAGCUGGAGGCGGAGCGCAAUCGAGUUCUCCAGGAGCUCAGCAGCAAGCAGGUGCGAGUGAACCGCGAGGCGCAAGAGCGAGAGAAGCUCCGCGAGGAGCUCUGGUACGAAGAGCGUGAAGAGCUCGAGCGGAGGAAAGAGUGGAUGAAGGCCCAGAAGAGGCUGGAAGACCAGCAGGAGAUGCUGAGAGCCUAUCAGGCACACCUCGAGAGGCAAGAACGCCUGCGCAAGGAAGAAGCUGCCAAGGAGCAGGAAGCGAGACAGGCCCUCAUGGAGCAGUUCGCUGAGGACGAGCGGGUGGACCAAAUGUCGGCUCAGAGACGACGUCUGAAGAUGCAGGAGUACCGGCGGGAGGUGGACAAUCAGAUGGAGGCUCGGAAGCAGCAGUGCGAGGCGGAGAGGCGCAAGGAGUUAGAGAAGCUGGCCCGGCUGCGUGCCGUAGAGGCCGAGCAUGCCCAGAUAGUCGAGGAGGAGCGGCGGCGCUUGCUCAAGCUGCAUGCUGGCGACGCGAGGCACUUCCCGAAGGGCGCCUUGGCUCGAGAGUCGGAUCUCGAACUCGUCGGGCUGCCGCGCUCCGCAGCACCCGAACGGCCUGCUGUGCAAAGGCAGCGCGACAACUACUUGGGCCUUGCUCCCUACCCGGCCCGGAGCCGAGCCGUCUCCGCAGGUGCACGAGCACCGCCUUUGGCGGACCCAGAGCCAGAGCCGGAGGGGCCUUUGGCAGCCCCUUUUAGGCGGCCACGGGCCUCGACACCUGUGCCGCGCUUCGCACCUGCUCCUCGCGACCGCGGGGGUGGUGUGGCGGAGGUUUUGGGGCAGGGCCUGGCGGAGGGCGGCUUCCAGCCACCGGCCCGGGUGCCGGCGCGGUCGCGCGCAAGCAGUGUCGCGAUGUCCAGAAGAGAUGCGGGUAGCUGA